UUGAAUGGACGCCACCAAUUCGUGAAGCUGCUAGUAGAGAAGGCGCAUCAGGAAGCAAGCCACGCCAACAGAGAGACGGUGGUCAACGACCUACGCACCAGGUUUCAUAUCCUCCGAUUACGACUUACCGUACGAGAAGCGGAGCGGAGAUACCUGCGCCGCAGGGUACGCAAGGCGACACCACGGCCUGCGGUUACAGUAGACCUACCACCCGAACGGUUAGGGGCGUUUGCGCGACCAUUUACGUACACCGGAGUCGACUAUUUCGGGCCUCUGAUAGUUACGAUAGGACGACGGCACGAAAAACGGUGGGUAGCACUAUUCACGUGCUUAAGGACGCGCGCGGUUCAUUUAGAACUAGUUUACUCCCUGACAACGGACUCGGCGAUAUCGGCAUUGCGGCGCAUGGCGGCUAGGCGUGGGUGGCCACGGGUUAUAUACGCCGACAAUGGCACAAACUUUCAUGGGGCAAACACAGAACUGCAACGGGCGAUGGAAGAGUGGGCACCGCAGCUGAAGGACUACGCGCUGACUCGGCGAACAGAAUGGAAAUUCCUCGUACCGGGCGCGCCUAACCAAGGAGGCGCAUGGGAGCGUCUCUUGCGCUCAGUGAAGACCGCACUCGAAGCCACUCUACAUCAAAAGAGCCCACGGGAGGAGACGUUAGCGACCCUCCUGACAGAAGCAGAGAACACAGUAAACUCUCGACCGCUGACGCACUCACCACGCACACCCAUUGAUCGUCGGGCGUGGAGAGCGGCGCAGGGGCUCGCCGACGAGUACUGGAGGCGCUGGGUGAAAGAGUACCUGCCAACGCUGGUUGCGCGCGGGGACUCCCGAGAUGCUCAGCAGCGCCAAAUUCAAGAAGAGGACCUCGUCGUGGUUGCGGACGGCAACUUACCAAGAAACGUGUGGCCGCGGGGUGUCGUGACGAAGACAUUUCGUGGACCGGACGGCGUGGUGCGCAACGUCGAGAUUAGGACCAGGGGCGGAGUGCUGCGGCGACCCGUCAGGAAGAUAGCCGUCCUCCCGAGUGAACCUUAG
Parnassius mnemosyne (clouded apollo) is the source of this 1044-nucleotide messenger RNA. The record is from the annotation of a GenBank genome assembly. Lineage: Eukaryota; Metazoa; Arthropoda; Insecta; Lepidoptera; Papilionidae.